Molecule: messenger RNA, 1662 nt
Organism: Impatiens glandulifera
Lineage: Eukaryota; Viridiplantae; Streptophyta; Magnoliopsida; Ericales; Balsaminaceae
Product: F-box protein At5g46170-like
Exons: 3
Coding region: 171-1355 (394 amino acids)
Molecular function (GO): protein binding
Source: RefSeq, a predicted model, not a curated record
UAACCCUUCUCAUCCUCAAUGGGCUCCCUUUUGUCUACAUCUGCUAUUCAUGGAUUCUCCUCUCUAAGGUAAACCAAUCGUGGAUCCAUAUCUACCCACCGUUUCUCUUCAUCAUCCUCCUCUCAAUCGCCUCUCACCAGAAACUCUCAAGAUCCUUGUUCGCAAUCAUCAUGUGUUCUGAUCUGUCUACAAGAGUUUAUCCAGAAUCAUGCGGUUAUCCGUCAGGAAUCGAUCAUUUCGAUAGAUUACCUGAUUCUCUUCUUCUACUUAUUUUCAAUAAGAUUAGUGAUGUUAAAGUCCUAGGUCGAUGCUGUAUCGUCUCGCGUCGAUUUCAAACAUUGGUACCUCAGGUGGAAAACGUCAUUGUUCGUGUCGACUGUGUUAUCUCUGACGAUGAUGCUUCUGCUGUAGUUGGAUCUGUUGAUAAGUCUCGUGGUGCUUUCUCUAGCCUUUUCCGACUUGUAUUCGGUGGAAUUGUGAAGCCGUUUCAAGCAUUAGGUCAACUAUUGGGACCGAAGAGAUUGAACUCUGGUUCAUCUUCUUCCUCUUCUUCUUCGCUUGCUGUUGGUGAUGGCGUGUCUGGAAAUGAUGAAGAUCUUGAUCAAGGUUGCGUAACGCAUCAUUCGCCUACUCAGGUUUUGAAGAAUUUUAAUGAGAUUCGAUUCCUUAGAAUCGAACUUCCUAGUGGCGAAUUAGGUAUAGAUGAAGGAGUAUUGCUAAAAUGGAGAGCUGAUUUUGGAUCAACGCUUGAUAACUGUUUGAUACUUGGAGCAUCUUCGGUUAUACAACCUAAUCCAGUUAAACCGCUGCUGAUAAGCGAUGGAGAUGAGUUUUGCACGAAUGGAAAUGACGUGGGAGAUGAUAAUGGAAACAUACCGGAGUCUUUCUACACUAACGGAGGUCUGAAAUUACGUGUAGUAUGGACGAUUAGCUCGCUGAUCGCUGCUUCGGCUAGGCAUUACUUACUACAACCUAUAAUCGCGGAGCACAAGACUCUAGAUAGUGUUGUUCUUGCUGAUACUGAUGGGCAAGGUAUUCUAUGUAUGAACAAAGAUCAACUAGAAGAGUUAAGGGUGAAGCCAUUGUCUGCUUCAUCUGCUUCAAAGAGAACUCUUGUCCCUGCUUUGAAUAUGAGGCUUUGGUAUGCACCACAAAUGGAGUUACCUGAUGGGACUGUUUUGAAAGGGGCGACUUUAGUUGCGAUUAGGCCGAGUGAGCAACAACAAUCAGCAGCAGUGAAGAAGGAAGUGUCGGAUGUGUCGUGGGUAUCGUCUGCAUUUGAGGAACCGUAUGGAACUGCAGCAAGGAUGCUGGUGAAGAGAAGAACUUACUGUCUGGAGAUGAAUUCCUUCUGAGUGGAAAUGCCAGGAAGAGGAUGAUCUGAUGGAGAUAUGGAAGCUAAAGAUAAUUAUGAGAUUAUGAGAUUGUGCAAGUGUCUGGUUCUAGGGUUUGUUUUUGUUUAGUGCUGAGGAUAUAGAUACUGUAAAUGCAAUGGCUUUUGCUUUAUUAUUAGAUGGAUGAUGUUGGUAUUGGGAAGGGCCUUUUAGAGCCCUUAGAGAUUAGAAGAAUCCUUUCCUUUUUUUUGAUUAACAAUCAUCAUCUUUGUGUAUGUGAAUAUUAUUUUAAUUAAGUAAUGGUUGGUAUGUUUUUAUUGACUAGAAA